Lodderomyces theae is the source of this 1047-nucleotide messenger RNA. RefSeq names its product aldo-keto reductase superfamily protein (gene LPG20). The record is from RefSeq and is a predicted model, not a curated record. The transcript has a single exon. Lineage: Eukaryota; Fungi; Ascomycota; Pichiomycetes; Serinales; Debaryomycetaceae. The coding region runs from base 1 to 1047 and encodes 348 amino acids.
AUGUCAAUUGAGCUUAAAUAUAACAAUUUGGGAGAAUCAGGGUUAAAGAUUGCGCCAUUGAUUGUAGGGUGUAUGUCCUAUGGAUCCAAAAAAUGGGCUGAAUGGGUAUUGGAAGACGAAGAGGAAAUUUUCAAGAUUUUAAAGAAAUGUUAUGAUCUUGGAUUGAGAACUUUUGAUACUGCGGAUGUUUACUCAAACGGUGUUUCCGAGAUUGUGUUGGGUAAAUUUCUCAAGAAAUAUGACAUUCCAAGAGAACGAGUUGUCAUUUUGUCCAAAUGUUUUAUGCCAGUGGAUCCAAGGGAGCCAGGGUUCAAUGCAUUGAGGGCUAGUAACUUGACUGAUAAGGAUUUUGCCAAUUCAAGAGGCUUAUCAAGGAAGCACAUCUUUGAUGCGGUGAAUGCUUCUGUCGAGAGAUUGGGAACUUAUCUUGACGUUUUGCAAAUUCAUAGAUUGGAUCAAACGACCCCUAAAAAGGAGAUUAUGAGAGCAUUAAAUGAUGUUGUUGAUCAAGGACUAACUAGAUACAUUGGUGCCUCAUCUAUGAAAGCUACUGAAUUUGCUGAAUUGCAAUUCAUAGCUGAGCACAAUGGCUGGCACAAGUUUAUCAGUAUGCAAAAUUACUACAAUUUGAUUUAUCGUGAAGAAGAAAGAGAAAUGAUUCCAUUUUGCAAGUCUAAUGACUUGAGUAAGGUUGGAAUCAUCCCAUGGAGUCCAAUCGCCAGAGGUGUUUUAACAAGACCCGUGGGAAAAGUUUCUGAAAACAAGAGACAAGAGUCUGACAAGACUUUUGCUCGUUUGGGACUUGAUAAUUUGACUGAUGCUGACAAAGAAAUUAUCAACCGUAUUGAAAAAGUAGCCAAGGAUCACAACGAGAGUAUGGCUGUUAUUGCAACUGCAUGGGUUAUCAGCAAAGGGUGCAAUCCAAUUGUGGGUCUCAAUUCCGAAAAGAGAGUCGAAGAUAUCAUUAGGGCAACAACUGUCGAGUUGAGUGAGGAUGAAUUCAAGUACUUGGAGGAACCAUAUAAGCCUAAAAAUGCACUCUCUUAG